This is a messenger RNA of Rhodofomes roseus, 984 nucleotides long. Its product is annotated as peptide methionine sulfoxide reductase MsrA. Lineage: Eukaryota; Fungi; Basidiomycota; Agaricomycetes; Polyporales; Fomitopsidaceae. The record is from RefSeq and is a predicted model, not a curated record. Gene Ontology annotation, molecular function: peptide-methionine (S)-S-oxide reductase activity. The transcript has 5 exons. Bases 41 to 715 code for a protein of 224 amino acids.
UGUCAUCGUGACGCCUCGAUCACGUGCCAUACGCCAUACGAUGGCGCAAGGUGUGAACAGCAGCUUGGUCAGAACGACCAGUCUCAUGCUUGCUACCAUCAACCGUCUUCGUCUCUCUCUUCUGUCUUCACUGUCAUCGCAAGCUUUCCUACAGAACAACCGCGCCGCGAAUAUCACAACGAUGUCAGGUAAAGCACCAGAAGUCGCGACCUUCGCCGCAGGGUGCUUCUGGGGGGUCGAGCACAUCUUCUUGAAGCAUUAUCCCAUAUCCCAGAACAAGGGCAUCCUCAAGACGGCGGUCGGGUACACUGGCGGGAAGGAGGAUGCGAAGAACCCCGACUACCGCACGGUGUGCACGGGCACGACGGACCACGCCGAGGCGUUGCGGAUAGAGUUCGACCCGAACGUCGUGAGCUACGGCGAGCUCGUCGAGUUCUUCUACCGGACGCACGACCCGACGACUGCGAACAGGCAGGGUAACGAUACGGGCACUCAAUACCGCUCGGCCAUCUUCUACCACUCCCCGGAGCAGCUCGAAAUCGCCCGCCGCGUGACUGAGGAAGUGCAGAAGAAGCACUUUGAUUCCGUUGGCACGAAGAUUGUUACCCAGAUCGUUUCCGCGGGCCAGUGGUGGGACGCGGAGGACUAUCACCAAGAGUACCUGCACAAGAACCCAACUGGGUACCAGUGCCCGACGCACCGCCUGCACUGGUAAGCGUUGCUAGGAGGGAAGGAAGAAGUUCAAGUUCAAGAACAAUGAAUGUACGAUUGUAUCGUCGCCAGUGUAUGAUUCCCGAACAGCGGCCGACCCGCGUGUAACUCUACAUCGCAGCGGCAUGAUCCGCGGAUGUGCGAGGCAGGACUUUACCUCAGUAACCUGUUUGUUUGUAAAUCCCAUUUAUUGUCGCGUUAGGGCGAAGCCUCAGUAACCUGAAUGGGUGGAACAGCUGGUGCGUAGAGGCGAUGACAAUUCAUGGUUCUUCG